AUGGCACCACCCACUAUGAAAGCAAUCCAAAUCCAGGAAUACAAUGCCCCGUAUCAUGUGUCCGAGGUGCCAGUUCCAAAGCCAAAGCCGCACCAGGUCUUGGUGCAAAUCAAGGCCGCUGGCUUCUGCCACACAGACCUCAUGGCGUUGAACAAUGAAUUCCAAACUCCGCUUCCAUUCAUCGGCUCUCAUGAGCCGGCUGGCAUUAUCGAAGAAGUUGGCUCCCAGGUAAAGGGUUUCCAGAAAGGUGAUCGUGUUGGUUGCAUUAAUUUUGACAGUAUUUGCGGGAAAUGCGCGGACUGUAAAGCAGGUUUGCCGAUUUAUUGCGAUGCUCCUUUGAUGAAGGGCAUCACAACGGAUGGCGCCUGGGCAGAGUAUAUGGUCGCAGACGCUCGGUUUCUCGUGAUACUACCAGACGGUAUGGAAUUCAAGGUGGCAGCGCCGUUAAUGUGUGCCGGAAUUGGCGGUCUUGGUCAUAUUGGCACUCAAGUUGCCAAAUGUAUGGGUUAUUCUGUCGCUGCAAUCGACGUCAAGCAGUCAGCAUUAGAUGCAGUCGCUUCCUACAAGCACAGUCCCGACGCGUUGAUCCUGGCAACUGAUCCAGUUGAGAAAAGUCUGGAGAAGAUUGACAGCAUCGGUUCAUAUGACCCUAACUAUAGGGGACUCGAUGCGAUCAUCCUUGCAACAGAUCAUCCUGACGCUUUUGAGCUUGCAGCUGCUCUCACGAGAAAACACGGAACUAUGGUGCUUCUGGGUCAGCCUGAGAAAGGAAUUACAAUGUCUUAUAACACUGUAAUCUACAAAGAUAUCAAGUUGAUUGGAUCUCUGGUUUCUGAUACGGCUGAGGCUCAGGAGCUAGUGAAGAUAUUCCACGAGAAUAAUCUACAUGUUCAAGUCAAGGAGUGGAAGAUGGAGGAAGCUGAAGCAAUGCGACAGGAAUAUCUCUCUGGUAAGAGCAAUGGUAAGAACGUGGUUGUUUUGGACUAG
Talaromyces atroroseus is the source of this 987-nucleotide messenger RNA. RefSeq lists its product as hypothetical. The transcript has 4 exons. NCBI's taxonomy places the organism in Eukaryota, Fungi, Ascomycota, Eurotiomycetes, Eurotiales, Trichocomaceae. The coding region runs from base 1 to 987 and encodes 328 amino acids. The record is from RefSeq and is a predicted model, not a curated record. Gene Ontology annotation, molecular function: oxidoreductase activity.